AUGACAGUAGACCACAACGAUAUAACUAAAGUCUCUAAAAUCAUUCUGGGUGGGGCAACUUUAAACACCCAAUACAAUGAUAACCCUGAAGAAGUUCCAAUUGUUGACAUGCUGAAACAUGCAUUUACCAAUGGUAUUAAUGCAAUUGACACUUCACCUUAUUAUGGGCCAAGUGAAAUAAUUUUUGGUCAGGCUCUCCACAAGUUGAAAUCUCCAGAUGAAGAUGGCCUAUCCUUUACAAGAGAUCAAUAUUACAUUUGCACUAAAGUUGGUCGGAUAAAGCUCGAGGAAUUUGAUUACUCACCUAAAGCUGUGAGAGCAUCCGUUUUGAGAUCAUGUGAACGACUAGAUACAGACUACUUAGAUCUUGUCUAUCUACAUGAUGUUGAAUUUGUAGAAUUUACCAAAAGCAUGGAAGCUUUGAAAGAGUUGAGAAAGUUGAAAGAGGAAGGUGUUAUCAGACAUUUUGGGCUAUCUGGAUAUCCUGUCAAGUAUCUAGCAUUUUUGUGCAACGAAUGCGCAAAACACCCAGAAAUAGGGCCACUUGAUGCUGUUCUAUCAUACUGUAAUUAUAAUAUCCAGAACACUACACUUGAAAAAUACAUCAAUUCUAUAAGAAAGGACGCAAAAGUCAAAUUGCUUUCUAAUGCUUCUAUUCUUGGGAUGUCAUUGCUAAGAUCACAAGGUAUACAUUCGUUCCACCCAGCUUCGGAUGAACUAAAGGCAAAGUGUAGACAAGCUGCAGAAUACACUCAUAAACAUGGGGUUGAAAUCCAGGACCUAGCCAAUAGAUAUGCCAUGUUUAAUUGGCAUAAAUAUGGCCCAACAGUUAUCGGUGUGAGUAACGUUGCUGAGCUUCAGGAUGCAAUUAUUGACUAUCAGAUCACCGAAAAGGACAAACUGCCUGAGAAUGAUAUCAAAUUAGUUAAGCAUAUCCAAGAGGAAAUUCUUGGCACAGAACAUUACAACGAAACCUGGGAUUCAGGUAUUCCACAUCCAGAAUUGCCUUGA
Molecule: messenger RNA, 1011 nt
Organism: Nakaseomyces glabratus
Lineage: Eukaryota; Fungi; Ascomycota; Saccharomycetes; Saccharomycetales; Saccharomycetaceae
Gene: ARA2
Product: D-arabinose 1-dehydrogenase (NAD(P)(+)) ARA2
Biological process (GO): dehydro-D-arabinono-1,4-lactone biosynthetic process
Cellular component (GO): cytosol
Molecular function (GO): D-arabinose 1-dehydrogenase [NAD(P)+] activity
Source: RefSeq, a predicted model, not a curated record